Pecten maximus is the source of this 3253-nucleotide messenger RNA. Its product is annotated as gamma-aminobutyric acid type B receptor subunit 1-like. Gene Ontology annotation, biological process: G protein-coupled receptor signaling pathway; gamma-aminobutyric acid signaling pathway. NCBI's taxonomy places the organism in Eukaryota, Metazoa, Mollusca, Bivalvia, Pectinida, Pectinidae. Gene Ontology annotation, molecular function: G protein-coupled GABA receptor activity. Gene Ontology annotation, cellular component: G protein-coupled receptor heterodimeric complex; membrane. The record is from RefSeq and is a predicted model, not a curated record. The transcript has 16 exons. Bases 137 to 2044 code for a protein of 635 amino acids.
AGACCUUGAAGAAAGAGUAAAACAAGCCAACAUAGCAGUGUCAGUUAGACAGAACUUUCUCACUGAUCCAGCAAAUGCAGUCCGAAAUCUUAAGCGACAAGACGCAAGAAUAAUUGUUGGAGUGUUCUAUGAGAAUAUGGCUAGAAAAGUGUUUUGUCAGGCAUACAAAGAAAAACUGUAUGGGAAGAAGUAUGUCUGGUUCAUCAUUGGCUGGUACCCUGACAACUGGUACAAGAAGUAUGACCCCAAGGUCAAUUGUACAGCAGACCAGCUAAAGGAGGCUCUGGAGGGCCACUUUGCCACAGAGGCUGUGGUCCUCCACCAGGAGAACACUGCCACCCUCUCACACAUGACCUCUCAGGAGUUUAAGGACAGGCUUGACUUGAAUCUGAAGGAACGUAACUUUACGGACAUGUCCCAGGUGGAUGGUUACCCGGAGGCACCUUUUGCCUAUGAUGCUGUUUGGGCACUUGCACUUGCCCUGAACAGGACCAGCAUGAAAUUGAGUAAAUACAACAAGAAGUUGGAGGAUUUCAACUACUACAGUGAAGAUAUCCGUCGUGAGAUAUACUCGGCCAUGAAUGACACUAGCUUUCUUGGUGUCUCUGGAAAUGUGGCAUUUUCCUCGGAGGGAGACAGAAUAGCAUGGACCCAGAUAGAACAAAUGUCUAAUGGGACUUACCAAAAGCUUGGUUUUUAUGACUACAAUACAGACAACCUGACAUGGAUUAAAAAAGAGAAAUGGAUAGGCGGUAAGGUGCCACCUGAUCAUACACUCAUCAAGUCAGCGCCAAGAGUUGUCUCCCAUGGACUGUUCUUUGCUAUGUGUUUCUUUGCUGCCUUUGGAAUUGCCUUUGGGAUAUUUUGUAUUAUGUUCAACUUCCUGAACAGACAGCGGAGGUGCAUUGCCUACUCCCAGCCAAGUGUAAACAAUGUGACAGUGUUCGGGUGUAUCCUCUGUCUCAUGUGUAUCCUUCUGUUGGGGCUGGACAACCAGUUCAUCUCACCGGAACUCUACCCUCUCAUAUGUCAGUUGAGAGCAUGGAUGCUGUCCCUUGGUUUUACAUUCGCAUAUGGAGGCAUGUUUUCCAAAAUCUGGACAGUUCACAGACUGACCACCGCCAACAAAAAGGACAGGAAGGUAGUGAGGCGGUGUGAACUGUUCACUGUCCUCAGCGUGAUACUGACCAUUGAUGUAGCGGUACUGACCACAUGGCAGGUACUAGACCCUCUAUACCGAGAAGUGGAAAUAUUUGAGAAAGAAGAUCCUGUAGACACAGAUGAGGAUAUCAAACUUCAGCCGGAACUAGAACACUGUACUUCAAAAAACAUCUCUAUCUGGCUAGGUGUGAUAUAUGGCUACAAAGGAAUACUGUUACUGUUUGGAAUAUUCCUGGCCUACGAGACGAGGAGCGUCAAGCUGAAACAAGUGAACGACUCUAGAUUUGUAGGAAUGAGUAUUUAUAAUGUGGUGGUGCUGUGUGUGAUAACGGCUCCCAUCACCCUCAUCAUCAGUAAUCAACAAGAUGCCAGUUUUGCCUUUGUAGCCCUCGCCAUUCUUUUAUGCAGCUUUCUGUCUAUGGGCCUCAUAUUUGUACCCAAGAUUGUUGAAAUAAGCCGAAAUCCGAAGAAAAAUCACCUGGAGGUGCGUGCUAUGUCUGAAUCUGUUGCCAGCAAGGAGGAAGAGGAAAGACACCAGAGGCUACUCGUAGAGAAUGAAGGCCUCAAAAAACAAAUUUCUGAGAUGGAAGAUCGAGUGAAAGAACUGAAAGAGAGAUUAGAAUGUAAAACACAGCAGAGGCUUUUAAUUAAUGGGGAGGGACCAGAGAGGAAUAAAGCUCCGCCAGCUAAUAAAUCUGACCAAUCACAGAUGGACAUUGACAUAGAGAAGUCACCCGACUUACACGACAGCAUUGUGUUGGACCAUAAAAAUAUUUUUAGUGAUACUACAUCUGUGCCAUUCCAACCAAACUCGGACUCAAACUCGAGUGUGCAGAAAAAACACCAUUAUUCUUUAUCAGAUCAAGACAUUGACUUUUUGUGAAACAUUCCGAAAUUACUACUCUUAAACUUAUUUAUUGAAAUUCAGCAAUAGUUCUUUGCAAAAUUUUAGCACCAUUUUGUGUUUGUAGAUAUAAAACUGUCUUAAUUUUAGAAAAAAAUACUGAUCUUUGUAAAUAUAAUAAUGUGGUUUGUGUAAUGUUGCUAAAGUUUGCACUUUCCAUCCCUUUCUUUGACACCGAUUUCAUUUCUUUUCUUCACAAUAUUAAAACAUUUUAUAUCCUUUUGCAUCCUUAAUGCAUAUAAAUGAACAAUGGUUCUUACAUCAAUAAAACCUUGAACCAGAGGAUUAACUGUUGUACGUACCAUAUGUUCAACAUGUCUUUGAGUGAAGCUGGGUUGUUUGUUGGGUAUAUUGGCAGUGAACAGCCAGGGUGUUCUUGUAGUAGCUAGUGGCUGCCUCACUGAACAUCAUAUGAGACUGGCCUGUCAUGUGAUAUCCAGAACAAUUGCUAAUGACACCUCUGCAUUAAAACAGGACAUUACCUGAAGUUACAGGACAAAUUGUUUGGUCUGUAGAUUGCAGAGGUGAAGGGCACUUCCAUUUCAUAAUUGGAUGAUGAAAUUCUGAAUGUAUGAUAAAAAAUUUCCAGAUUAUCAUGUACAAAUUAAAUUCAGUAAUGGUUUGGCAAGACGAGCUCUAUUUACAAUAAUUUGUUUGUUUGUUUCAACUUUUUAUGGCAGAUUUGAAGGGUUGUGAUAUACAAGAUGUUUUGGAUUUCAUUGAUGUUGUGAUAAAGACAUAAUGGCCUAAGUUUUCAUAGAUAUACUUACACGUAUACACUUAUGUAUAUCUUACAUAAACUUGACUAAUCAAUGGUAGCUCUGUUAAUUAUGUGAUAGUUAUAAAAUAAGAUCUAACUCUACUGUAUUUGGAACAAAACAAAUUCAUUGUUAUAGCGUUUAUCACUGGUUGCUCUAUUAUGUGAGAACCUGUUAAUUCUGCGUAAUUGCAAUCAGAUGUAUCGGAGUAUGAUGUCCCUAUGAACAAACUGAUACCUUAGUGUUGUAUCAUGAUAAACUAAACAUUACAGAUAAGUAGUAGUAGUGUUAUAUCAAGUUUAAACACCAUGACCAUGUGCAAUCUCAAAAUUUCUCGUAACAAAUUUUUUAAUACUGUUUCAAAUGUGUUUUAUUUAAUCCAUACCAUUAACAUGGGUUUUAGGGAAAUUAAAUAUGUUAUGAUGAAGAA